AUGGCUGUGCAGAGGAGCUGUCUGUGGGAUGGUUUUUUCGGGCGGUCCUUGGCUCACGGCGGCAGGUCGGCUGGCGUGGCGCGAGGCAGGCGUGCACGGGGUUCCCGCUGCGGUCGCUUGGCUCUGCCGGCCAGUUUCCCUUGCAAAGUGAAUGGCCUGAGACUGGGUUUGACAUAUCUCAUCCUGUCAGCGAUGAUGAAAGCUCAGGAGAUUGGGAAACUUCUUGAUUCAUCCCUUGGCCGCAUGACUUCAUGGCUGGCCGACCUCGUGUCAUCGUGGCCGCAGCGCCUCUGGACGCUCGGCCCACAAAACGUUGCUAAAAUAGUUUGUGGCUGUAAGUGUUGCAAAAUAAAAGCACUAAGGGCCAAGACAAAUACUUACAUUAAGACCCCUGUUCGUGGAGAAGAACCCAUCUUUGUUGUCACCGGACGAAAAGAGGACGUAGCCAUGGCCAAAAGGGAAAUUCUCUCAGCUGCUGAACACUUCUCCAUGAUCAGAGCGUCACGCAACAAGAACGGUCCUGCCCUGGGAGGCUUGCCAUGUACUCCCAACCUGCCAGGUCAGACGACAGUCCAAGUCAGGGUGCCUUACCGUGUAGUUGGGCUAGUGGUUGGACCGAAAGGAGCUACAAUCAAAAGAAUUCAGCAGCAGACCCAUACCUACAUAGUCACUCCCAGCAGAGACAAGGAGCCCGUCUUCGAAGUCACGGGAAUGCCCGAAAACGUCGACCGUGCGCGCGAGGAGAUCGAGAUGCAUAUAGCCAUGCGUACCGGGAACUACAUCGAGCUGAACGAAGAGAACGAUUUCCAUUACAACGGUACGGAUGUGAGCUUUGAAGGAGGCACUCUCGGAUCUGCGUGGCUUGCUUCUAAUCCUGUCCCUCCUAGCCGCACCAGAAUGAUUUCUAAUUAUAGAAAUGACAGCUCCAGCUCCUUGGGAAGUGGCUCCACAGAUUCCUAUUUUGGAAGCAAUAGAUUGGCUGACUUCAGCCCAACGAGUCCGUUCAGCACAGGCAACUUCUGGUUUGGAGAAACGCUGCCUUCGGUGGGCACGGAAGACCUUGCGGUCGACUCUCCAGCGUACGACUCCUUACCAACGCCUUCCCAAACCAUUUGGACCCCUUUUGAACGUGUAAACCCGCUCCCUGGCUUUGGUAGCGACCCUGCUAGUAAUGCCAAGCCUCAGCGCCGAGGGAGCCAGCCAUCUACUCCUCGUCUGUCACCCACGUUUCCCGAAGGUCUGGAUCACCCGCUGGCUAGGAGAGUGAGGAGCGACCCACCUAGCACCGGUCACCAAGCCGGCCUUCCCAUAUACAUCCCCGCUUUCUCCAAUGGUACCAACAGCUAUUCCUCUUCCAACGGCGGCUCCACGUCCAGCUCGCCCCCCGAGUCGAGACGGAAGCACGACUGCGUGAUCUGCUUCGAGAGCGAAGUCAUUGCGGCCCUGGUCCCCUGCGGCCACAAUCUCUUCUGCAUGGAGUGUGCCAACAAAAUCUGUGAAAAGGAAAUGCCAUCGUGUCCCGUUUGCCAGACAGCUGUUACUCAGGCAAUCCAAAUUCACUCUUAA
This is a messenger RNA of Nipponia nippon (crested ibis), 1566 nucleotides long. NCBI's taxonomy places the organism in Eukaryota, Metazoa, Chordata, Aves, Pelecaniformes, Threskiornithidae. The record is from RefSeq and is a predicted model, not a curated record.